GCUUUUUGGACCACAGAGACUGCCCGGGCUGCAUCUAUCCAAGCUUUCUGUGUUCUUCCUCUGGCUGAGCUCAUCCUUCUAGCCUGGCCAACAGAACCAUGUCCACCAGCCUGACCACUUGUGAGUGGAAGAAAGUCUUCUACGAGAAGAUGGAGGUGGCAAAGCCAGCAGACAGCUGGGAGCUCAUCAUAGACCCCAACCUCAAACCCAAUGAGCUGGGCCCUGGCUGGAAGCAGUAUCUGGAGCAGCAUGCCUCUGGCAGGUUCCACUGUUCCUGGUGCUGGCACACCUGGCAGUCUGCCAAUGUGGUCAUCCUCUUCCACAUGCACCUGGACCGUGCCCAGCGUGUUGGUUCAGUGCGCAUGCGUGUGUUCAAGCAGCUGUGCUACCAGUGUGGCACCUCACGGCUGGAUGAGUCCAGCAUGCUGGAGGAGAACAUCGAAGGCCUGGUGGACAACCUCAUCACCAGUCUUCGUGAGCAGUGCUACGAUGAGGAUGGUGGCCAGUACCGCAUCCACCUGGCCAGCCGGCCGGACAGCGGAUUGCACCGCAGCGAGUUCUGCGAGGCCUGCCAGGAAGGCAUCGUGCACUGGAAGCCCAGUGAGAAGCUGCUGGAGGAGGAUGCAGCCUAUACCGAUGCCUCCAAGAGGAAGGGCCAGGCCGGUUUCAUCUCCAACUUUUUCUCAUUUCGCUGGUGCCUGUUCUGGGGCGCCCUCUGCCUGGCCAUUGUUUACCUGCAGUUCUUCCGAGGCCGCUCUGGCUUCCUUUAGUGGAGUUGGUUAGGGGUGGGGAGAAGGGACACACGGGAUUGAGAUGGAGAAAGAAUUUGGUCUCCUCAUGAGUCUGCUACAGGUUCAAUCUAUGACUCUGGUCAUCUGCACACUGCUCACUAGUCUGCACUAGGAGAAACGUAGUGGUCCUUCCACUAAUUUGAUAGCAACAGAAGGCAAGUAGAAGGAAUGGGGAUUUGGAAGCGUGCUGGAGUUUAGUGUGAGUUCGAAAUCUACAGCCACCACCUCCAGCCUUUUCCUUUAUGCUCCUAGCCUUAGGUCUCAUCUGUACCCUGUCACAUCCUCAUGCUCGCUUUCAGUUUUCUCUAAGUUUCCUGCAUGGUUCCCCUUGGAGGGAGCGGCACCUCCUCCAGCCUUCCAUCGAAUACACAGGGACAGCCACCCAGUCCUGUUCCCACUAUUCGAACUGCUGAGGAUUUCACUCUGGGGCUAGGGCUUUGAUCAGGGUGGAGGUGGGGGUUGUGGAAGUAGGGGUGGGUUGGGGGUUGAAAUGGUCCAGGGUACAUUGUCCAGUGGGUUAGCUAUUGGCAAUAUGUGGCUAUUCCAAUUUAGAUGAAUUAAAAUGCAAUAAAAAUUGUUCCUUAGUAGUUCCAAACUCAGUUGAGUUUAUACAGAAUUUGUCCCCAUAGGGGCCAUUGCUCAAUGGCAGACAAAGGUGACGAACACCAAGGGUUUGGGCAUCAAGUGCUCCCCAGAGGACUUCCACCCUAUGUUUUGUCUACCCUGGAAACCCCUAGGCAACACUGAGCAACAGGACAGGAGAAAAGAGGCGCCAGCCUGCAUCUCUUGCUGAAAUCUGUUUUUUGUCUAGAAAUAGUUUGCCAAAAUUCCGUCAAGAAAUUAGGUCAUGUCUCUGAUGGUCAAUAAAGCAGGGUGUCUGACCACCGCCUCAGAGGAAGGAAAUGCGGCUGAGAGUGGAUGUGAGGACAAGGAAGCGAGAAUAGAUGAAGAGAAAUGAGGCUAGAAACAUUUCCGGAAGCUUCUUUUCCCUGGUAAACAAUGAUGUCUGCAUUUUCAUGUUAAGUUGGAGUGACUGGUCCCUGACUCGGCGCCCCUCCCCCACCUGCUGCAAUGAUUUUAUCUCCUCAAGACCAAGGGAGCAGGUUAUAUUUAUUUCCAAGACUUGUUUCCUCUUUAGUUCGUGGGAAUCUCAUUUCUAACUCCCUAGAGCCAGUGCUCUGUACUUCACUACCAAAACUGCUUUUCUGUUUGUGUGUACCUCAUUUGUUUGCCACAUUUUAUAGUCCUUUCUUUCUGUAAUUGUUCUGUUAAUGGAAAAAGUGGCUAUCACUCUAGUACUCCCCUUGCAUGUAUUCUGAUCAUAUUCAAAUAUCUAUCACAUCUUGCCCCUCCAACAACUGGUCCUUUGUUCCCCAAACGAUCCCUUUCUUGCUUUUGUAUCUCUGUUUUAAAAAAAAAAAUCUUUUUACAUGAGGGAAAGCAUGUGAUAUUUUUCUCUUUUAGUCUAACUUAUUUUGCUUAACAUGAUCCCCAGUCCCACCCAUUUCCCAGUAAGUGGCAUUUCAUUUUUUUCUUUAUAAUUAAAUAUAUAGUGUUGUGUACGCUCUAUGUGUUUUUUUCAUCCAUUGAUCUGUUACCAGGUAGGUCAUCUGAUUUUAUAACUUGGCUAUUGUGAAUAGUGUCAUAAUAAAUGUAUAUGUGUAGAUA
Grammomys surdaster is the source of this 2459-nucleotide messenger RNA. RefSeq names its product receptor transporter protein 2 (gene Rtp2). Bases 99 to 770 code for a protein of 223 amino acids. Gene Ontology annotation, biological process: protein targeting to membrane; protein insertion into membrane; detection of chemical stimulus involved in sensory perception of bitter taste. Lineage: Eukaryota; Metazoa; Chordata; Mammalia; Rodentia; Muridae. Gene Ontology annotation, molecular function: olfactory receptor binding. The record is from RefSeq and is a predicted model, not a curated record. The transcript is spliced from 2 exons. Gene Ontology annotation, cellular component: cell surface.